UUAUUCACCAAGGUAUAUGGGGUGUUACACAUUACCUAUCAUUCAAGCUCAAAUUCCCCAUUCUGGAGCUACUAGUGGCAUUGCUAAAGGAGUACGGUUCGGACUAACGCAGCUCAUCACAAAUGCUGUUUGGUUAGUGGGAAGAAGUGGUAAGGAGAAAGGGUGGUUCUACUUCCCACCUCGGGUAGCUGAAGGUGGGAGUAGGAACUUGUUCACGUCAGGUCCUUUUUCUAUUAAAGGGUGGAAGGACAAGUUCUUCUUUGUUGAUGAGACAAAGUGGGGGAGGAGGGAUGGAGAAGUAGAGGAACUCAACAGGUGGAAGGGGAAAAAGGCGAACCCAAUUAAGUACCAGCUAAGGGAAGGGGAAAGGACGAAGUGGAAAGAUUGGAGAGGAGUGGGGAAAAGGUCUGAUGGCAAUUUUAACUACGUUUUGCUUUGCAAAAGAAAUCAACUGAUUGAGGUUGGAGAUCUAGCUCUGCGAGAGGUUGGAAUUGUUACACAUAGGAAGGGGAAAAGCUUUGUUCCUUUUUUGAGGCAGAAGUCCAGCUUCUUUAACUCUGGCAAGACCAUUGCGAAGCGUUUCAUCGACUCCACCUUCCUAGAGGUGGAUCUGCAAAAGGCUAAUGAAGAGCUGAACACCAUUGGAGGAGCUAGUGUGAUUCGGCAUGCUUUGGAGGUAAAAGCUUGGGAUUGCAUUUUGGAGGAGUUGGCCAUUGCCAAAAAGGCUGCUGAGUUGGAGGAGAAAAAGAGGAAGAAAUGUGAAGAAAAGCUAGCCACAAGGGAGAACAAGCUAGCCGACAUGAAGAAGAAGGUUGUGUUGGCUAUCCACAACGCGAAAGUGAAGGCCCAGAACUCUGAGGUGGAUGUGACUAAUAUCACGUUUGGUUCUAAGGAGGCAAGAGUGAAGGAGAAUGGGGAUAAUAAAGCAGCCGAGUUUCGACCUGAAAUAACACUGAAGUUGGAACGAGACGAAGCUAGGAAGACUAUCCUUCCACUGAAGCUAGAGUUUGAGUUCGUGGCGGUUGAUGAAAAGGAAGCUGAGGUGCCCAAAGAUGCCGAGGUGGUGGAUAACACACAAAAUGAAGAAGUGGACCAGCAGCACCAAGUAAUUAACUAAGCUCGAACAGCUCAUUUUCAGUUUUUCGUAAUUAUAAAGUGAAAACAUUUGUAAUGUACUUUGAAUCAACACAUUUUUAAUUUGAAAAAUUGGUUUCGUUUUUAUGUUUUUAAUAUUGGAAUAUAUGGCCUCUUACUUUAGAAGUAAAACUGAAACUGAAGU
This is a messenger RNA of Rubroshorea leprosula, 1279 nucleotides long. The record is from the annotation of a GenBank genome assembly. Lineage: Eukaryota; Viridiplantae; Streptophyta; Magnoliopsida; Malvales; Dipterocarpaceae.